Messenger RNA from Zychaea mexicana, 1215 nucleotides. Its product is annotated as major facilitator superfamily domain-containing protein. Gene Ontology annotation, molecular function: transmembrane transporter activity. Gene Ontology annotation, biological process: transmembrane transport. NCBI's taxonomy places the organism in Eukaryota, Fungi, Mucoromycota, Mucoromycetes, Mucorales, Lichtheimiaceae. Bases 1 to 1215 code for a protein of 404 amino acids. The record is from RefSeq and is a predicted model, not a curated record. The transcript has 6 exons.
AUGGUAGAAUCCUAUUUGACUCUUUAUCAUAGGGCUAUAGCUGUAUCCGGGCUCCUUGCCAAUUUCGUCAUGUUUGGAGUAGUUUCAGUAUGGGGCGUUUUUUCACAGGCGUAUUCGGUAUCGACUCUAGCAGGCAAAGCAACGACACUACAGCUAAUGGGCGUGGGUAGCCUUGUCGGUGUCGUGACAAAUAUAUGUUCUCCUGUUACUAUUUUGUUAGUACGGUUUGGUACACGCUUCAAUUAUGCUUUUGGAAGCAUUCUAUCGUGUCUUGGACUCAUAUUAGCCGGCUUCAGCACCGAGGUGUGGCACUUGUAUCUCUCUCAAGGUCUCCUUUUUGGUUUUGGCGCUUCACUUCUAUAUAUGUCGGUAGCAUCGGUUAUUCCACAAUGGUUCACUAAAAGACGUGCUACAGCAAUGGGAAUCAGCAGUGCUGGUACAGGAUUGGGUGGUCUGGCAUUAAGUCCUAUGGUUAGUUCGCUAAUCAUAAGAUUUGGAAUACCAUGGGCCUAUCGGAUCCUCGGCCUUUUCUCAUUAGGCGUGUGCUGUUUGGGAACAAUCCUCAUUAAAGACCGGUAUCCUAGCUCACAUCGGAAGCAAAUGCCUAUCAAAUCACCUAUUCAACUUUCCAUGCUCAAGGGCAUCGAUUUCAAUGUGUGGCUGAUAGGAGCGGUUACCGCAUUGACGGGCUACGUGGUUCCUUUAUUUUACCUACCAAAGUAUGCUGCUAGCAUCGGGAUAAAUCAAACAGAUUCCGCAAACUUGCUUGCAAUUCUGUGUGCUAUGAAUGCAAUUGGCCGCAUAGCAUUCGGAUACGUUGGCGACAAGAUUGGCCGACUUAAUAUGCUAGUCAUUUCGUCAAUGUUUUCUGGCUUGGUAUCUUUUGUCGUUUGGCCAUUUGCUACUUCGUACAACGUUCUACUUGUUUAUUGCAUCUUGUGGGGCCCACUAUGCGGUAUGUAUUAUGGAUUGGCUGCACCUAUCACCGCAAGUGUCGUUGGCAUGGAAAAGUUAGGCUCUGGAUUAUCGAUCCUUUUUAUCGUCAGUGCAAUUGCUGCCUUAGGAGCACCUAUGGCAGCUGCCAUACAGCAAGCAGUGCCGGAUAAUGGAUACCUUGGUGUACAGAUGUUUGUUGGAUCUGUGUACGUCGGUGGUGCCUUUAUCUGUUUAUACUUGAAAUAUCGCCUUACACGUUCGCUAUUGGCGUUCUGUUGA